CAUAAAACAUUGCUUAAACAACAAAAACUACAGCACACAAACGCCGUCGUCAUUGACCAAAAAGUUCAAUGAGCAUGCAAUGCAAACAACAACUACAAUCCGCCUCGCUUACCCCCCGCCUGAUCACGCUGCCAUCCCACAGCCAUGCCUUUGGCUCAGUUCAAGACCCAGCCCAAGACUCUGCCUCCGCCUCCGCCUCCGCCUUCGGCUCCUGUUUUCUGAGCGAUAAAACAACACAGCACGCAUACAAAUUGCUCGGAAUCCCCGUAUCCCAGUCCAGACUGAUUACCACCGUUCACUGCAUCAGUGUCGCCGUCGGCCUACGAGCCCGUGCCCGGAUGGGUGGACAAUCUGAACGGACCAACCGGCCUGAUAGUGGGCGCUGGCAAGGGCGUCAUCCGCUCCAUGCUGAUCGACACGCGCUUUCUCUCGGAGGUGAUACCGGUGGACUAUGCCAUCAAUGGGCUAUGCGUGAUCCCCUACCAGUUCGCGGGGCUAAAGGAGAAGCCCGCGGAGGUGCCCGUCUACAACAUCACGUGCGCCGACCACCGAAAGAUGCAGUGGGGCGACGUGAUCGAGAUGAGCAAAGAUAUUGGCUACCGCUACCCAUUUGAGGCGGGACUCUGGUAUCCGGACGGGUGCAUCACCACCAACAAACUGCACCAUAACAUCAACGUGCUUCUCUUCCACUGGUUGCCCGCUUACUUCAUCGACUUUGUGCUGCUCCUGCUUGGCCAGAAGAGAUUUAUGGUCCGCCUCCAGACCCGCAUCGCUGUGGGUCUCGAGGUGCUGCAGUUCUUUACGAUGAGGGCCUGGUUCUUCAAAUCGGACGCCUACUCGUCCCUCUGGAACAUCAUGAACGACGAGGACAAGAAAAACUUCAACAUGGACAUGGACCCCGUUGAGACUGUGCCCAUGUACAUCGAGUCGUGUGUCCAGGGCGGGCGGCAGUAUCUGAUGAAGGAGUCCCCCGACAGCCUGCCCCGUGCACGGCUCCAGCUGAAGCUCAUGUACAUCUUGGACCGCUUGUGCAAGACGGUCAUCGUGGGCUCCCUGUGCUACUGGACCUACGUCUCGCCCGCUGCCUAUGAGCCAAUUCCCGGUUGGGUGGACAAUAUGAAUGGACCCACCGGUCUGAUGAUCGGCUGCGGCAAGGGCGUCAUCCGAUCCGUGCUGGUCAAUCAGGAGUACAAGGCAGAGGUCAUACCCGUCGACUAUGCCAUCAACGGCCUGAUUGUGAUCCCCUACGAGUUCAACAAGCAGGCCAAGCGCCCGUCCCAGGUGCCCGUCUACAACAUCACCAAUGCGGAUCACAGGAAGAUGACCAUGGGCACCGUGGUGGAGCUGAGCAAGCGCAUCAACAGGCAGAUACCCCUCAACGCAGGCCUUUGGUAUCCGGACCCCUGCGUAACCACCAACAGAUUUUAUCACAAUAUUAAUGUGGCGCUCUUCCACUGGCUGCCCGCCUACUUCCUCGACUUCCUUCUGCUCUUGUUUGGCCAGAAGAGAUUCAUGGUGAGAGUGCAGCAGAAAAUCUCCACGGGCCUGGGCGUACUUCAGUUCUUCACCCUCACUGCCUGGUCCUUCCGCUCCGAAUUAUAUUGCUCGUUGUGGAACAAACUCAACGAGGAGGACAAGGCGAUAUUCAACAUGAACAUGAACGUCAAGGAGACCGAAGACGACUACAUGGAGCAGUGUGCCCUCGGAGCUCGUAAAUUCAUCCUAAAGGAGAAGGAGGAAGACAUACCCUCUGCUCGUCUGCACAUGAAGAUUCAAUAUGUAGUGGAUGUCGUGUGCAAGACCCUCAUUGUGGGCCUGUUCCUUUACUAUGUCCUCAAGUGGACAGGGGUGCUGGCUCUGUUUUGAGACCAAGGAUUCUGGAUACUCAUUGGUUUGGUGGUCACAGGCAUUUACUUAGUCAAAAAUCUUAGUCAUAGUUACGCAUAUUCGAGGUUAUGAUUCCAAAUAAAAAUGAUUCUAGGUUGUUGUACAUACAUCUAUCUCCA
Molecule: messenger RNA, 2006 nt
Organism: Drosophila persimilis
Lineage: Eukaryota; Metazoa; Arthropoda; Insecta; Diptera; Drosophilidae
Product: putative fatty acyl-CoA reductase CG5065
Exons: 8
Coding region: 406-1866 (486 amino acids)
Biological process (GO): long-chain fatty-acyl-CoA metabolic process
Cellular component (GO): peroxisome
Molecular function (GO): alcohol-forming very long-chain fatty acyl-CoA reductase (NADP+) activity
Source: RefSeq, a predicted model, not a curated record